Molecule: messenger RNA, 1542 nt
Organism: Enhydra lutris kenyoni (northern sea otter)
Lineage: Eukaryota; Metazoa; Chordata; Mammalia; Carnivora; Mustelidae
Product: phospholipase A2 group III
Exons: 7
Coding region: 1-1542 (513 amino acids)
Biological process (GO): phospholipid metabolic process; arachidonate secretion
Molecular function (GO): A2-type glycerophospholipase activity
Source: RefSeq, a predicted model, not a curated record
AUGGGGGUUCCGGUAGUGCUGUUAGGGAUGCUGAGCUUCCUGGGAGUGGCUAUGGGAGGCCCCUCUGCCCUCCGCUGGGACAGCACCUCCUGCCACUUGGCCAGGCCCAUUCCCGGCAGCCCCUUGGGGACCCUGAGCUUUCUAAGCAAGGGUGCCCAAGGACUGGCCCUGUUCCACACCCGCUGGGACCGGCACGGAAGGCUGCAAGCAUGUAGCUGGCAAGACGAGCCAGAGCUCACCGCAGCCUUCAGUGCCCUCUGUGCUGGUGAGAUCACCCGGGGCUCCUUCAUCCACACCCCCGGCCCCGAGCUGCAGAGAGCCCUGGCCACCCUUUGGAGUCAGUGGAGGGCCUGCCGACGGCCUGAAGGGGCUAGGGAGAAGCGAGCGGCAGAGACCAGGGAAGAGCAAGCAGGUGGAGGUCCUGGGAGCGUAAGACCUCAGCGGGUGAAGAGAGGCUGGACCAUGCCUGGCACGCUGUGGUGUGGAGUAGGGGAUUCUGCUGGAAACUCCUCAGAGCUGGGGGUCUUCCAUGGCCCUGAUCUCUGCUGCCGGGAGCAUGACCGCUGCCCACAGAACAUCUCGCCUUUCCAGUAUAGCUACGGUAUCCGAAACUACCGAUUCCACACCAUCUCCCAUUGUGACUGUGAUGCCAGGUUCCAGCAAUGCCUGCAGAACCAGCGGGACUCCAUCUCGGACAUCGUGGGCGUGGCCUUCUUCAAUGUGCUGGAGAUCCCUUGCUUUGUGCUUGAGGAGCAGGAGGCGUGUGUGGCGUGGUACUGGUGGGGANGGUGUAGAACAUAUGGCUCCAUACCCCUUGCCCGCCUCCAGUCCAGGACCAUCUACAAUGCCUCCUGGAGCUCCCCCGCCACUCCCAUGACUCCCAGCCUCCAAAGCCCAGCCCUCAGCAAGCCUCGACAAAAGCAGCAUCCUCAGAAGCGGCCGCCACAGUGGAAAGGGUCUAAGCACACCCACAAAACCAACACCACAGCCCUCUGGGUCCCCAUGGCCUCUACCAAACCUGAUAUGUCCCCAACAGCCUGGCUGGAGGUCACCCAUCCAGGCCUCCAGCGGCCACAGAAUGGCCUAAAACCCUGGGAUGCCCGCCGGGCCUGCCGCAGCUUCCGCCGCCUGGAUCAAUGCGAGCAGCAGAUUGGGCCUCAGGAGACCAAGUUCCAGCUGCUCAAUAGCGCCCAUGAGCCCCUCUUCCACUGCAAUUGCACACGUCGUCUGGCACGCUUCCUGAGGCUCCACAGCCCACCUGAGGGCACCAACGUGCUUUGGGAGCUGCUAGGCAUGACCUGCUUCGAGCUUGCCCCUCCACUGGACUGUGCUGAGGGCAAAGGCUGUUUCGGAGACCCUAGGGCCAUUAAGGUAUCAGCCCGGCACUUGUGGCGACUUCAAAAGAGGCGACGCCAGCUCUGGGGUGUGGGCACAGGUGAGGGGCAGUUGCAGCCUUCGGAUCACCCAAGAGCCCCCAUGUCAUUCUAUGACCGCUGCCUGCAGCUGACCUUCCAGAGACCCAACAGGAGGGAGAAAUCCUAG